GGAUUGGAAAGCAGUCCGCAUUUAAUAAGCAACAAGAGCAGUUCUCGAAAGGAAUAUAUCAGUUAUAAAAGCAAAGGAUUUUGACAAAGACAUACACAAUGCCGCCACCACACCACGAAGAUCGUCUGUUUGGCAUUCACUUUGGCCUGAGCUUGGGUGGUCAUGGACAUCACCACCACCAUCACCACCCACCGCCGCCUCCACCGCCGGUGCACCACCACCACCACCACGGACCUCCGCCGCACCACCACGGUCCGCCGCACCACCACUAUCACCAUGGACCGCCACCGCCCCACUACGAUCAUCAUCACUACGAUCAUCACCAUCACGGCGGUCACUUUGAUCAUCAUCAUGGCCCGCCGCACGGACAUCAUCAUCAUCAUCACUGUUAGUCCAGUGUUGAAAAAGGUCUUUCAAAGUCCAAAUCUUCUAAGAAUGUCUAAGCUAUCGGAAAUAUUGUAAAAAUAUUUAUAAACGAAAUUAAUUUAUUACAUCUGUAAACAUGUAUAAACUUAUAAACAAACAACAAAAAUGAACAAAAAAAAAUUAA
This is a messenger RNA of Drosophila gunungcola (fruit fly), 550 nucleotides long. RefSeq lists its product as uncharacterized. Lineage: Eukaryota; Metazoa; Arthropoda; Insecta; Diptera; Drosophilidae. The record is from RefSeq and is a predicted model, not a curated record. Bases 99 to 392 code for a protein of 97 amino acids. The transcript has a single exon.